GUUACCUUUGCAAAAAAGACCAAGGCCGGUCCAUAACAAAUUAGUAUUUGCCACUAUGUCCUUAUCUUUUUUUACUCAUCUAUCAUUUUAAAAAUUUGUAUAUCUUUAUAUGAAACCACCAAAUGGGCCAAAUUGAUUAGUGCAUACUGAUCUUGCUAGAUCUUCCAAACAGUCUUCCCAUCACAGUCUUGUUCUUUUGACAAAAAUAUUGUUGUUUUAUUCCAUUGUUUAUUAGAUGUUAAACGCGAUUUGACUAUUCCCUUUUCUGGUUUUAUCUUUAAAUUAACUUAUACAUUAAAUUUUACAUUCAUUAAAAAAAAAAAUUAACUUAUACACCAAAAUUAUCAACGGUGGUCGCAAGGCCAAUUUGCUAACAAAAACUUUUCCAAACAUUUAUAAGAGCAUCUCCGAUGUAAAAUUCCAUUUUUUUUAAAUAGAGUAAAAAUGAAUUUGAAAUGAAAAUAUUUCAACUCCACUUCAUUUUCCACUCUAUAAUGAAAUAAUGAUGAACAAACAAAAAAUAAAUUGUUUUAUAAAUAGAGUAAACUUCAUUAUAAAAUAGAAAAUAGAGUAGAGUUAAAAUAAUUUUUACUUCAUAUUUACUUUUACUUUAUUUUAUAGUAGAAAAUAGAAUUAGAUUGGAGAUGUCCUAAACAACUCAUGUUUUAAACAUUGUAUCUGGAUUUAGCCAAAACUCAAAACCCUUCAAAACUAACAUAACAAAUGUGAUUACUUUUAUAAUCAACAGCUAUAGCCAUAGGCGGAUAUUAAACCCCGCACCUGGUAGAAAGUUUGUAGAUCCGUUCGUGCCUAUAUGUUUUUGAGGUUUAUAAUAUUCUUACAUUAAAAAAAAGUUAUAAGGUAAAGAAAACAAUUUUUAAGGUAAAUUUUUGUUUUACUAUUUUACUAUAUAAGGUAAAAAAACCAUAGUAGGCACGAUCUUAUUUUGCCAAUAUGAAUUUUACAUAGUGGCACAUAUUAUGGAAAUUUUGUAUUGAUUCGUGAUCUAUAUUACAAAAAUUACUCUUAUCUGGAAAAUUUGUUUUAACUUUUAAGUUCGAGUCUUUGAAAAACUAGGUGUCCAUGUGCAUAAAGUAUUUUGAAUCUUUAAUAUAUUCGCAAGGAAACUAAAAUAAAAUUUAAGACAGUGCAUCAUCAGCAUCGCUACUAUUCACCAGCACAUAGUUUAAGGUAUAUAUGCCUUGGGUUUUUGGAUUUAUAAACAUUCGAAGUGUAAAUGGUAUAUACUACUGGAUAUUUGUCUUCGUCAUUUCUAAUUUCAUUAAUAGGUACGUGAUUACGAGUCACGUAUCAACUUUAGUUGCGCAUUGCCCUCUUGAAUUCGUGAGUUCAAACUAUAAUAUUACAUGAAAUAACAAACAUUCCAGUUAUAUGUUGUCUACUUUGAUAAGAGUACAAUAAGCGCUAUGCAAGCAUAAUUAGUUCAGCUGGCAAGAAGAUUUAUUAUUAUUUGAUAGACUACUCUAUGAUGCUACGUACGAAUCAAAAAGUGACCUAUAUUCAAUAUUGAACUACCAAAUAAACAAUUGACGGUUGAAUUGAGAUCAAUAAAACAUAUAGUAAAGAUCCAAGAUUUGUAAAAGAUAUCAUAACCAGCAAUGUUCAUAUAGUAUUAGCAUAUGAGCCCACUUAUUGCAUAUAAAUGUUAUUAUAUGGAAUAUAAAUAAUGGAGUGGUUACAUAACACCAUAAAGGGUAAGGGCAUAUGAAUAUGAUCAAAAGAAGAAAGAAAGCAAAGGGUAUGAGCUGAGAUCAAUAUAUAGCUUUACACGUUAGAAGUAGUUAGUGCAUAUGAAUCCAUCACCAUUAUAAAGCUGUACUUAAAUAUAUUUAACUUUCUUGCUACAUGACGAAAUUUUUUAUAGUAAUAUGUACAGACUGAUUAGUUAUUUAUUGGUGUUUGGUUUUAAUUUUGUUAAUGCAUAGUGAUCUAGCGAGUGUUUUAGGUAAAGGGCAUGGCCACUAAGAAACUGCGAGAAGUCUUUUUUUUUUGUCAACAACUGCGAGAAGUCUAGGCUAAGGAAAGUAUAGAGACAGACCUUUCAGUGUUUGAAAAGCAAAGUAUAAUUACUAAAGGAAAUAAUAAUAAACAUUUUUAUUAGUUUAUUGUUAUUUUCAGAAAAUAAUCAAAAGAAAUAAGGUUACGGGUUACCUCAUGUGGUACGUCAUUUUCAGCUACCCCUUCUGGGUGCAGAGGUAAAAUACCGAAUUAACACACGGUUUUUUUCCAACAUCUAUGAACUGUUUUUAGUUAAACACAGACCAAAAUCUAAAUAAAAAUCCAUUUAAAUGCGAUAUAAUUAAACUGAAAAACAUUACGUUUUGAUUAAGAGUCAAGUUUAGUGGUUUCACACUUCAGUUUAAAUUUAUUCAAUAUGUUAUUUCAAUAUUAUUUUUGUCAUUAUGUUAUUUACUGAUAUAUACUUUACCCUAAAAUAAUAUUUAUAUCCACUUUACAGCGCCGGUUGGGUAUUAUUUAAAAAGAAAUAUACAUGUUGCUGAGUAAGACAGCAUUAUUAUUGGUGCUAUGACAUUUUUCAUUUAUUUUCUUGUUUGUAAGUUCCCAUGAAAUACUUUUCUUAAUAAAUAGAACAGUUACAUAUAGUAUUGUUUAUUCUUUUCACAAACAAAAUAUAGUAACAGCACGCGCAGACACGCGCAUACACUGUAUUCAAUAUUUUUAUUUAUUUAAACCCAUAAUAAAAUGGGGGAAAAGAAAAUAGAAAGAAGAGAAAACAGCAGGGAUCAAACGUCUGCUUCUUCUUCUUCUUCUCUCUUCUUCCUCUCGCUUGCUCUCUCUCUAUUACGUUUCUCUUUUGUCCUCCUUCCUCUUCACUGUCUGUAUCAUUUCAUACUUACAAUCAAACCCGAAACGUCUCUUCUUCCUUCUCUCUCUUUCUAUCUAUUUUUAAGCCAGAUUUUUUUUUUCCUAGGCUCGUCUACUUGAUGAUACCCUUGUCCUCAUUCCCCACUCUCGACAAAUCCGAUAUCCCGACAAACCCAUUUCAUCCCCAUCUCCCACUUUCAGGAAAAAACUAAUCUUUCUUGUCUUUUCAAUAACGAACCGGCAUUCCCACUCGCAAAUCUAAGAGAAAGUUCUAUACUUUUUCGGUCUGAAUCUCGAGAAUUCUAAACAUUCACAGACCCACGUGCUCUCCUAUUCAAAGUGGCCUUUUGAGGAUGGAAGCAGAAACGUCUUGGACUCACUAUCCCUACAACUACAUCACAUACGUCCCUGAAGCUGACCCAUACUCUGAGCCUAGCGACGAUGAGACCAAAGACCAAACCUUUUCGAUGGACACUCUCCUCCCUGACGAUCUACUAGAAAGAAUUUUAUCCUUUCUCCCCAUCGCAAGCAUCUUCAGAGCCGGCACGGUCUGCAAGAGAUGGAACGAGAUCGUCUCAUCUCGAAGAUUCUUAUGGAACUUCUCCUCCAACAACAACAACUCUGCCUCUCAGAGGCCUUGGUACUUCAUGUUCACUACCACCGACGAACCAUCCGGUUACGCGUACGACCCGGUUAUCAAGAAAUGGUACACCUUUGAUCUCCCUUGCAUCGAGACUUCGAAUUGGUUCGUUGCUUCCUCUUGCGGAUUGGUUUGUUUCAUGGACAACGACUGUAGAAACAAGAUCUACGUCUCGAACCCCAUCACCAAGCAAUGGAGGAGGCUCAUCGAGCCGCCAGGUCACAGGUCUACGGACUACACGGCGUUGUCUACCUCCAUGAACAGAGCAAAACAGAGUUACUCUGUUUCGGUGGUGAAGUCAAAGCAAGUUCAAGGGAACUUCUUCCAGUGGGAGCUCUCUAUUCAUCUCUACAGCUCCGAAACGAUGACGUGGACGACGUCCUUAACCGACGUGUUAACCGGAUGGAGAGGAGGAGACGAGAGUGUGAUCAUCGACAACGUUCUCUACUUCUUGAUCUACUCAACAGGAGGCAACUCUGAUCAUCGACACGGCUUGAUCGCUUCUAACUUAUCCUCCACGUCAUCUUUGAUGAGUAGUUUCAUUCCGAUGCCGUGUUCUUUAACCUGCGGGAGGCUGAUGAACCUCAAGGAGAGGCUUGUGGUCGUUGGAGGGAUAGGGAAGCACGAUAGGCCAGACAUUAUCAAAGGGAUUGGGAUAUGGUGUUUGAAAGGAGGGAGAGAGUGGCAAGAGAUGGCGAGAAUGCCUCAGAGAUACUUCCAAGGGUUUGGUGAGCUGGACGAUGUGUUUGCUAGUAGUGGCAGUGAUGAUGUUGUUUACAUUCAGAGCUAUGGUUCUCCUGCGCUUUUGAUGUUUGACAUGAAGUUGAAGUGUUGGAAGUGGUCUCAGAAGUGUCCUGUCUCCAAGAAGUUCCCUCUUCAGCUCUUCACUGGGUUUAGCUUCGAGCCAAGACUCGAGAUCGCUCCUUAAGCUAUAUCACGAGUAAAUGCUUUUGUUAUUUACAGUUUGGUACUUUAUUAAUUAAAGAGACCAAUAUAUUUUUAAUUUUAAUCAAUCGAAUCCUCGUUCUUUCUCUGUGUC
Molecule: messenger RNA, 4526 nt
Organism: Brassica rapa (field mustard)
Lineage: Eukaryota; Viridiplantae; Streptophyta; Magnoliopsida; Brassicales; Brassicaceae
Product: F-box/kelch-repeat protein At3g61590
Molecular function (GO): protein binding
Source: RefSeq, a predicted model, not a curated record